Molecule: messenger RNA, 603 nt
Organism: Talaromyces marneffei
Lineage: Eukaryota; Fungi; Ascomycota; Eurotiomycetes; Eurotiales; Trichocomaceae
Exons: 1
Coding region: 1-603 (200 amino acids)
Biological process (GO): regulation of transcription by RNA polymerase II
Molecular function (GO): RNA polymerase II cis-regulatory region sequence-specific DNA binding; DNA-binding transcription factor activity, RNA polymerase II-specific
Source: RefSeq, a predicted model, not a curated record
AUGCUUUCGAUUCUGAAUAACGACGACAAUCCGGCCUUCGCGGUGCGAAGGACUGCAGACACACCAUCCUACCAACCAUCAUACUACCAGGCCGAAUAUGCACCGAUACAGCCAUCAUGGACAGCCCAUCAUGGACACCAACCACCAACACCAUCUUAUCCAACAUCUUCCAGUACCUAUUAUCCCUCCACCGCUGGUUCUCCGCCAUACUCGAGUCAACAUCAUCAUCACCAUCAGCCUCAACACGCCCUCACUUAUCAACAUCAUCGCACACCCUCGAUACAAAGUAAUAGCGACUUGUCUAGUCCAUCCAUAUCAUCACCAUCAGCAGCCGCUUUCUAUGCGCCCUCAACAACGGAGAUGGCCAAGACGACAAAAAAGAACAAAUACCCAUGCCCUUAUGCCGCAUCUCACGCAUGUACUGCUACCUUCACCACUUCUGGUCAUGCGGCUCGUCAUGGCAAGAAGCAUACCGGUGAAAAGAGUGUCCACUGUCCGGUUUGCAACAAGGCUUUUACGCGGAAGGAUAAUAUGAAACAACAUCGUCGUACUCAUCGAUCUCCCACUGACGAAGCUGCUUCUCCUCCAACAGGCGAGUUAUAA